This is a messenger RNA of Rattus norvegicus (Norway rat), 4060 nucleotides long. It is a transcript of the gene Fam124b, whose product is annotated as family with sequence similarity 124 member B. The record is from RefSeq and is marked validated. The coding region runs from base 281 to 1651 and encodes 456 amino acids. The transcript is spliced from 2 exons. Gene Ontology annotation, cellular component: nucleoplasm. NCBI's taxonomy places the organism in Eukaryota, Metazoa, Chordata, Mammalia, Rodentia, Muridae.
GGGGAAAGCCUGAGAAAGCCAAGCACAGAGUUACAUCUUCGCAGACCAGACUGGAUGACGUGGAGCGGCCGCUGUUGUGUGUAGCGGUCUCCACACUUUGUGACACUCCUGCUGGAUCACUGGAGGAACCAGGAGCACGUGUGAUCCGGCGAAGAAUUUGGUUCAGAAGUUGCUGAAGUUUUUCUAGAGGCUGAGGGCUCCGUGUGAGGCCUUGUUCUCAAAAGGCUGAACCGAGGGUGCUGCCGGGUGGCCUUCAUUAUAAUCUUCAGGUAGGCUUGCCAUGGAUGAAACUCAGGAACCUCUAGCCUUGACUGUGCAUCUUCUUGCCGACACUGGGAACGGCUUGCUUCUGCAGCAGGCUCUGGACCAACUCCUGGAUUGCAUCUGCCCAGAGGUGCGUCUCUUCCUGGUAUCUGAACGGGCCAGACCAGUGAAUUACCAGGAAAAGUACCACCCGCGGAGGGCCCGCUUCCCAGGGAUGUCUGUUUUGCUCUUUCUUCAGGAAAGCCUGGGACAGGAACGGUUGUUUCGAGUCUUGGACUUCCUACAGCGUUCACCCUGGCAGGGUUUCCCUACCCAGCACGCACAGGGGAGGCCUUGUCCUUAUCUCCCUGCAAAUCAGGAAUUCUACAGUCUGCACAACCAGAUGCCAGUGUGGGGCAUGAGGCCGGUGCAUGGUGGCACUGAUAUCCUCAGGGUGACUCUGUACUGCAGUUUUGAUAACUACGAAGAUGCCAUCAGACUCUAUGAGAUGCUCCUACAGAGAGACGCCACUGUGCAAAAGAGUGACUUCUGUUUCUUUGUCCUCUAUGCCACAGAGGGCUUCAGCCUGCAGCUCUCUCUGAAGCAGCUGCCUCUGGGAAUGUCAGUAGACCCAAAAGAGUCUUCUGUGCUGCAGUUCAGGGUUCAAGAGAUCGGCCAGCUGGUGCCUCUUCUACCCAAUCCGUGUGUUCCCAUCAGCAGUACGAGAUGGCAGACUCAGGACUAUGAUGGCAACAAGAUUCUACUGCAGGUCCAGCCGAAGCCAGGACUUGGCAUUAAAAAUGGUGAGCAUUCCUUCCUGAAUGGCUGCUUGGGAGGUGACACGCAUCCGCAGGACUCCAGGUUGAGCUCCAUCUCCACACAGAGAACCUUGGAGCCAAGGAGCCGGAGGAGGAGCAGGAGCCGGAGGUUCAAAGUGCAGUCACUGGAGCUUCCACAGCCCAGUGGGACAUGGGAAAACGCUAGGGAUCCUUUGUGGAGAAGGUCUGGCUGGUCCACCCUGGCCGACAGCUCCUCUUCAGGCAUGCAGCAGCGCCGACUGUCGAUCCCUGUUGAACCCGAGAUGGGAAUGAAUGCUCUUACGGAGAGAGGCUUUGAGAAGCUCGAGGCGGAGACAAACGUUGACACUGGCUUCACCAUCAUCAAUUCCGAGCCCAGGCGAUCUUUUCUCAGCAGAUUUCCCAGGGGUUUUCGGAGCAGCCAGCCACCUCGCUGUUUGUCAGGCUCUUCCUUAGAGGUAACUACUUUCCCAAACCAAGGAGUCUUGAAGGAUAGACCCCGCCCGCUGUCACUUCCUGGUCAAAGGGACUUCGGUGCGAAGAAGGCCAUCUCAAAAUGUCCCCAUCAUCUGCCAGUCCAGGGUGAAGAGAAAGAAGAAUUCUUCAUAUAGAAUAAAACAAAUGUGUUUUUCUAAGACACAAGAGAACGUUACAGAAAACAAGCAUUGUGUCAGUUGCCUUUCGAGUUGAAAUGAGAAGUGGCCUACAAAAGCAAGGGAAGGUUUGAGCGUACGGUGCACUCAUGGAAGUCACAGAAGCAAGAGUGUGAAGCAUCUGGUUAGGUCAUUUCUACAGCCAGGUAGAAGGGGGUGGAUUUUUUUUUUUUCCCCAGGAAACUCCAGCCCACCGGAAGGCAUUGCCCAUUUUUAGGGUGGGUGUUCCUUCCUCAGUCAGAUCGUUCCGGAAACACCCUUCUAGAUACACCCAGAGGUGGGUUUCCAAGGGGAGUCUGAAUCCAGUUAAGUUGACAGUUGUCUUAGUCAGGGUUUCUAUUCUUGCGCAAACAUCAUGGCCAAGAAGCAAGUUGGGGAGGAAAUGGUUUACUCACCUUACACUUCCACAUGGCUGUUCAUCACCAAAGAAGUCAGUCCUGGAACUCAAGCGGGUCAGGAAGCAGGAGCUGAUGCAGAGGCCAUGGAGGGAUGUUACUUACUGGCUUGUUUCCCCUGGCUUGCUCAGCUUAUAGAACCCAGGACCACCAGCCCAGGGACGGCACCGCCCACUAUGGGCUGGGUCCUCCCUUCUUUAUCACUAAUUGAGAAAAUGCCUUACAGCUGGGUCUCAUGGAGGCCUUUCCUCAAGGGAGGCUCCCUUCUCUGUGAUAACUCCAGCUUCUGUCAGGUUGACACACAAAACCAGCCAGUACCAUAGUGAAGAUCCGAUCUACGAACUUUUAGUUUCUUGCUCAUUUGAGAGAGAUCUAGGUUCUCAAUGCACCAGCUCAUAUUGCUUUCACUUCUGGUGUUGGAAGUCCAGGGGGAGCUAACAGUGUGCUGGUCAGCUGGAAGGGGGAGGGAGACAGCCCAGGGUCGGAGCUACUCGAUGGCACAGCCCAGCUACACGUGUUGGUUCAGCACCUAGCGGGGCAUUGGCACUGAGUGGGAAUGAAUCAGAUGUGCUAUACAAAUCCGAUUACUGUGUGGAAUAUGGUUUUAAUUUUUACUUGUGGUUGCAUAGCUUAUCCCCCCUGGACUGUAUGAACUAUUUAUUCUUUAGUGCUGUUUAAUUUUAUGUGACCUCCUUUGGUAAGUAGGCCCUGUUUACUAUACACCCUCUUGUGGUUUUUGCCUUUAAAGUCCUUUGCAUCUGAAACGAGUGAGGAAUGCAAAAAUGUUUUAAAAUUAUAAAUACCAUCCCCCCUCCCUGUUUAAUUAGUAACAGUACCAGAAGCCAGAAAGCUAGGUUCAAAAUGGGCGCUAGACUCAGAGAUGUGCCCACUCUUCUGUCUCUCAUCUGUUCAUGUCCUACUUGGAAGGGGUCAGCAGUUCUUGUUAAAAAAACAAAAAAACAAAACAAAACAAACAAACAAACAAACAAAAAAACCAAAAGAAAAAAACAAGGAAGACAGGGAGGACUAGAAAAUUCCGUAUCUCCACUGAGCAUGCAGAAAGGUUGUGCUACUGAGUUGCUAGGACAGGACUUGCGUUCUAGCUGUAUGUUGGAGGUUCCUGGGGCUUAAUAAACAUUUUUUGUAGGAAGUACGUAUUCAUGAAUACAAUACUUAAACAUUUGGCCAUCGAAUUCAAAAAGUAUUCAUGGCUUUGCAACUGUGAUUCUCCACUGCACCAACUCUUAAAACGGUCUUUGAGGUUCAAACUCAAUCCGCAAUCCAGGCCCACAUUUACCACGGAAAGAUGCACUAACCUGUCUUUGCACUUAACAGCAAAAGCAAGCUAAGGUCGGGAGGGAUUAUUUCGGCUGGCAGUUCCAGGUAAGAGGUUGUCAUGAUAGGAAACUCCUGAUUGCGACGUCGUCAGGUCCCUGGGCACUUUUCAUCUGAGGUCAGGAAACAGCACAGGUGGGCUGCUUAACUGGCUUUCUGAGAGAGAUCUAGGCUCCCAGUCAGCCAUUUUUAUGCUCACCCGUCCAUCUCAAUUAAUCUACAAGAUACCCCCUCACAGGCAGGCCUGGAGGCUUUCCUAGGAAUUCUAACCCUAUCAAGCUGACAACAUUAACUGGCCCCUGUAAGUGGGAACUGUGAAUAUUAUCAAUUGAGAUUUUCAGUUUUAAUCACAAUCACCAGAGACAAAUUCUCUGUUGCCCAAAUGCUAGAGUUAGGGGAUUUAAAAGAUUAAAAAUAAAUGGAGUCUGGAGAGAUGGCCCAGUGGCUAACAGCGUGUUGCUCUUCCAGGGAACUCAUGUUUGGUUUCCAGCCCCCGCACCGGGGAGCCUACAACUGACUGUAACCCUGUCUCUGUGGGCUCUGAUUCCUUCUUCUUGUUUCCAGAUGCAAACAUGCAUGUGGUUAUAUCCAAACAGACUCACAUACACAUAAAAUAAAAAGUAGAUAUUUUUAAAGA